CUGUAAUCCCAGCCACCAGCUGAGGCAAGAGAAUCGCUUGAACACGGGAGGCAAAGGUUAGAGUGAGCCGAGAUGGUGCCACUGCUGCACUUCCGCCUUGGUGACAGAGCAAGACUGUCUCAAAAAACAAACAAAAACCAAAAAAGAGACGCCAGAGUCAUGUGUGCUGAUGGGGACCAGGAUCUCCACAUCUAAGCAUGCCCCUUCUCCAGGAGCCUCCUCCCUUCCUGAUGAAAGCACACCCUCCCCUCCAUCCUCUGUUCCUUUAUCCUGCUGUCCUUUUCUUCAUAACACUUAACCACCUUUGAACGUGCUACAGACACAACAUGCGUUUGUCUAGCAACUUGGUUAUCUGACUCUCUUCCCUAGAAUUUUAGCUGUGAGAGGCCGAGGCUGCUGUCUGCCUGGCUGUGGCAGCCUUCCUGGUGUCUAGCACAGUACCUGGCCGGUUGCAGGGGCUCAGUGAAACAUUCGUUGGCUGAAGGGAUGGAUGAAUGGCUCUAGCGGAAGGGCAGAAACUAACGACGCAGGAAGAGAGAGGCGGGGGGGCAUCCAGAGCCAGGGCCUGGCACGUGUGUCCUCCCUGAUUGCAGAGGAGGAGAGAGGCUGCACUUUGAGGGGUGGAAAGACAGGUGAAUACCCCUGCUGGUCAUCUGCUUACUGCAGCUGUGUGGGUGUGAGGUGUGUGAAAGAGUGGUGUGGAGCAUGUAAAGAGAGCCUUCCAGGAGGCAAAGGGGAUUGCCAGGUGGUUUGUGAUGAUAAAUGCAGAGCUCCGGUGCCAUGCAGCCUGCUUCUGUGACUCUCCCCAUCAGGCGCAGGCACAGAGUAGGCGGAGAGUUGAGCCAGAACUGCGAUGCCUUUGGCACGGCCUCUCAUCUGUCAGAUGGGAGCAGGGACCCCGGGACAGAGAGCCAGCUCGAGGUCCCAGCAUUCCUCCUGAAUCCCCAACUGUGGGUUUCUGGUCCUGUGUUCCUUCUCCUCCGACUAGAUGGCUUAGUUGACCUCUAAGAAAGUGGGCGUGCACAUUCGGAGAGCUCUCUGGGGUACAAGACUGGGCUGUGGGGUUCCCUAAACUGGGACCAUCUUAAAGCAAGGCCCAGGUUGCAGCAGGAAAAGCUACAGACCGCCCACCCCAGCCACAGCCCCUGCCCUGGCAGGAAGCUCCCAAGAGUAAACACUGCCUAAUCGUCCCGCCCAGCGAGCAGGCCUGUCCCAUCUCACACUGACCAGAUUCCCAGUCACCAAGGCCACCCCUCAGUCCACUCCACUCCGCAGGGUGGCUCUCCUGAGGAUGCGCCAGCGUCACCCCUGGGCAAGAUGCCCUCCCUUCUGUGUGGCCGGAAUCCUUGCCUGUGGCUUUCUCCUGGGCUACUGGGGACCCUCGCAUUUCCAGCAGAGUUGUCUUCAGACUUUGGAGCCAGAGACUGUGUCCUCUUACUUGAGCCCUGGUGCUCCCUUAAAAGGCCACCUUCCUUUACUCGGCUUCCAGAGGCAGAGGCAGAGGCGGGCUGCAGGCAGCAUCCUACACCUGGAGCUGCUGGUGGCCGUGGGCCCCGAUGUCUUCCAGGCUCACCAGGAGGACACAGAGCGCUAUGUGCUCACCAACCUCAACAUCGGGGCAGAACUGCUGCGGGACCCAUCCCUGGGGGUUCAGUUCCGAGUACACCUGGUGAAGAUGGUCAUUCUGACCGAACCUGAGGGUGCUCCCAAUAUCACAGCCAACCUCACCUCGUCCCUGCUGAGCGUAUGUGGGUGGAGCCAGACCAUCAACCCCAAGGACGACAUGGAUCCUGGCCAUGCUGACCUGGUCCUCUAUAUCACCAGGUUUGACCUGGAGUUGCCUGAUGGUAACCGGCAGGUGCGGGGGGUCACCCAGCUGGGCGGUGCCUGCUCCUCAACCUGGAGCUGCCUUAUUACUGAGGACACCGGCUUCGACUUGGGAGUCACCAUUGCCCAUGAGAUUGGGCACAGCUUCGGCCUGGAGCACGACGGCGCACCCGGCAGCGGCUGCGGCCCCAGCGGACACGUGAUGGCUUCAGACGGCGCCGCGCCCCGCGCCGGCCUCGCCUGGUCCCCUUGCAGCCGCCAGCAGCUGCUGAGCCUGCUCAGGGCAGGACGGGCGCGCUGUGUGUGGGACCCACCGGGGCCUCAGCCAGGGUCUGCGGGACGUCGGCCUGAGGCGAAGCCUGGUCUCUACUACAGUGCCAACGAGCAGUGCCGCGUGGCCUUUGGCCCCAAGGCUGUCGCCUGCACCUUUGCCAGGGACCACCUGGAUAUGUGCCAGGCCCUCUCCUGCCACACAGACCCGUUGGACCAAAGCAGCUGCAGCCGCCUCCUCGUCCCUCUCCUGGAUGGGACAGAAUGUGGUGUGGAGAAGUGGUGCUCCAAGGGCCGCUGCCGCUCCCUGAUGGAGCUGACCCCCAUAGCAGCGGUGAAUGGGCACUGGUCUAGCUGGGGUCCCCCAAGUCCUUGCUCCCGAUCCUGCGGAGGAGGUGUGGUCACCAGGAGGCGGCAGUGCAGCAACCCCAGACCUGCCUUUGGGGGGCGUGUGUGUGUUGGUGCUGACCUCCAGGCCGAGAUGUGCAACACUCAGGCCUGUGAGAAGACCCAGCUGGAGUUCAUGUCGGAACAGUGCGCCAGGACAGAUGGCCAGCCGCUGCCCUCCUCCCCUGGCGGCACCUCCUUCCACCACUGGGGCGCUGCUGUGCCACACAGCCAAGGGGAUGCUCUAUGCAGACACAUGUGCCGGGCCAUUGGCGAGAGCUUCAUCAUGAAGCGUGGAGACAGCUUCCUGGAUGGGACCCGGUGUGUGCCAAGUGGCCCCCGGGAGGACGGGACCCUGAGCCUGUGUGUGUCGGGCAGCUGCAGGACCUUUGGCUGUGAUGGCAGGAUGGACUCCCAGCAGGUAUGGGACGUGUGCCACGUGUGUGGUGGGGACAACAGCACGUGCAGCCCCCGGAAGGGCUCUUUCACAGCUGGAAAAGCUGGAGAAUAUGUCACAUUUCUGACGGUUACCCCCAACCUGACCAGUGUCUAUGUUGCCAACCACAGGCCUCUCUUCACACACUUGGCGGUGAGGAUUGGAGCACGCUACGUGGUGGCUGGGAAGUCGAGCAUCUCCCCUAACACCACCUACCCCUCCCUCCUGGAGGAUGGCCGUGUCGAGUACAGAGUGACCCUUACUGAAGACCGGUUGCCCCGCCUGGAGGAGAUCCGCAUCUGGGGACCCCUGCAGGAAGACGCUGAGAUCCAGGUUUAUAGGCGGUACGGCGAGGAGUAUGGCAGCCUCACCCGCCCAGAUGUCACCUUCACCUAUUUCCAGCCUAAGCCACGGCAGGCCUGGGCGUGGGCCGCUGUGCGCGGGCCCUGCUCGGUGAGCUGUGGGGCAGGGCUGCGCUGGGUAAACUACAGCUGCCUGGACCAGGCCAGGAAGGAGCGGGUGGAGACUGCCCGGUGCCGAGGGAGCCGGCAGCCACCAGCGUGGCCACAGGCCUGCGUGCUCGAACCCUGCCCUCCGUACUGGGCGGUGGGAGACUUCGGCCCGUGUAGCGCCUCCUGUGGGGGUGGCCUGCGGGAGCGGUCAGUGCGCUGCGUGGAGGCCCAUGGCAGCCUCCUGAAGAUGUUGCCCCCAGCCUGGUGCCGAGCAGGGGCCCAGCAGCCAGCUGUGGCAGAAACCUGCAACCCUCAGCCCUGCCCUGCCAGGUGGGAGGUGUCAGAGCCCAGCCCACGCACAUUUGCCCAUGGAGCAGGCCUGGCCUUGCAGAACGAGACCUAUGUGCCAGGGGCAGAUGGCCUAGAGGCUCCAGUGACUGUUGGGCCCAGCUCCAUAGACGAGAAGCUGCCUGCUCCUGAGCCCUGUACCGGGAUGUCAUGCCCUCCAGCCUGGGGCCAUCUGGAUGCCAUCUCUGCAGGGGAGGAGGCUCCCUCCCCAUGGGGCAGUACUAGGACGUGGACUGGAGCUGCACCUGUAUGGACCCCUGUGGCGGGGCUGUGCUCCGUCUCCUGCGGGCGAGGCCUGAUGGAGUUGCGUUUCCUGUGCAUGGACUCUGCCCUCAGGGUGCCUGCCCAGGAGGAGCUGUGUGGCCUGGCAAACAAGCCCGGGAGCCGGUGGGAGGUCUGCCAGGCUGUCCCGUGCCCUGCUCGGUGGGAGACCCGAGCGUUGGCUCCAUGCCCGGUGACCUGUGGAGGGGGGCGGGUGCUGCUGGCUGUGCGCUGUGUGAGGCUGGACCGUGGCCGCCCUGUUCCCCUGCCUCACUCCAAGUGUGGGCCAGAGCCCCGGCCCAGCUCCCUUGAAGUCUGCAGCCCAGAGCCCUGCCCCGCCAGAUGGCGGUACAAGCUGGCGGCCUGCAGCGUGAGCUGUGGGGGAGGGGUCGUGCAGAGGAUCCUGUAUUGUGCCCGGGCCCAUGGGGAGGACGAUGAUGAGGAGAUCCUGUUGGACACCCAGUGCCAGGGGCUGCCUCGCCCAGAACCCCAGGAGGCCUGCAGCCUGGAGCCCUGCCCACCUAGGUGGAAAGUCAUGUCCCUUGGCCCAUGCUCAGCCAGCUGUGGCCUUGGCACUGCUAGACGCUUGGUGGCCUGUGUGCAGCUCGACCAAGCCCAGGACGUGGAGGUGGACGAGGCGGCCUGUGCGGCUCUGGUGCGGCCGCAGGCCAGCGUCCCCUGUCUCAGUGCUGAUUGUACCUACCACUGGCAUGUUGAAGCCUGGACGGAGUGCUCUGUUUCCUGUGGGGAUGGCAUCCAGCGCCGGCGUGACACCUGCCUGGGACCCCAGGCCCAGGAGCCUGUGCCCACAGACCUCUGCCAGCACUUGCCCAAGCCGGUGACCGUGCGUGGCUGCUGGGCUGGGCCCUGUGCGGGACAGGGGAUGCCCAGCCUGGCACCCCACGAAGAAGCCACUGCUCCAGGACAGACCACAGCCACCCCUGCUGGUGCUUCCCUGGAGUGGUCCCAGGCCCAGGCCCUGCCCUUCUCCCCAGCUCCCCAGCCUUGGCGGCUCCUGCCUGGGCGCCAGGAAAGCCCAGCGCAGUCCAGUGCCUGUGGCAGGCAACUCCUUGAGCCGACAGGAACCAUUGACAUGCGAGGCCCAGGGCAGGCAGACUGUGCAGUGGCCAUUGGGCGGCCCCUUGGGGAGGUGGUGACCCUCCGUGUCCUUGAGAGCUCUCUCAACUGCAGCGCGGGGGAGAUGUUGCUGCUUUGGGGCCGGCUCACCUGGAGGAAGAUGUGCAGGAAGCUGUUGGGCAUGACAUUCAGCUCUAAGACCAACACGCUGGUGGUGAGGCAGCGCUGCGGGUGGUCGGGAGGCGGCGUGCUGCUGCGGUACGGGAGCCAGCCUGCCCCGGAAACUUUCUACAGAGAAUGUGACAUGCAGCUCUUUGGGCCUUGGGGUGAAAUUGUGAGCCCCUCACUGAGUCCAGCCACAAGGAAUGCAGGGAGCUGCCGGCUCUUCAUUGAUGUGGCUCCGCACGCCCGGAUUGCCAUCCGUGCCCUGGCCACUGAUGUGGGCACUGGGACCGAGGGAGCCAAUGACAGCUACAUCUCGAUCCGGGACAUCCACAGCUUGAGGACCACAACAUUCCGUGGGCAGCAGGUGCUUUACUGGGAGUCAGAGAGCAGUCAGGCUGAGAUGGAGUUCAGCGAGGCCUUCCUGAAGGCAAAGGCCAGCCUGCGGGGCCAGUACUGGACCCUCCAAUCAUGGGUGCCAGAGCAGGACCCUCAGUCCUGGAAGGGAAAGGAAGAACCUGACGGUCGUUGAACAUCUGUUACGUGUCUGGCCAGCCCUGGAGGGUUGACCUCUGGUCUCAGUGCUUUCCAAUUCUAACUUUCUCCAAUCUUAGAGAUCUACUUGAGCGUCCUCUCCAAUGUCCAAAAGGCUAGGGGGUUGGAGGUGGGGACUUUGGAAAGGCAGCCCGCAUUUCCUCGGGUACCAAUAAAUAAAACAUGCAGCCUGACCGGCGUUUUUUUGUUAUAA
Messenger RNA from Callithrix jacchus (white-tufted-ear marmoset), 5968 nucleotides. The record is from RefSeq and is a predicted model, not a curated record. NCBI's taxonomy places the organism in Eukaryota, Metazoa, Chordata, Mammalia, Primates, Cebidae.